Messenger RNA from Aspergillus piperis CBS 112811, 1354 nucleotides. Its product is annotated as DUF3431 domain-containing protein. The transcript has 2 exons. NCBI's taxonomy places the organism in Eukaryota, Fungi, Ascomycota, Eurotiomycetes, Eurotiales, Aspergillaceae. Bases 160 to 1047 code for a protein of 295 amino acids. The record is from RefSeq and is a predicted model, not a curated record.
AACCUCCAAUUCUGUCACCCCCAUAAGAGAAUAACGGCGUUCAAGCUGUAUUACAUUGAUUACGGCCUUACGAUAAUAUACCUCGUUGGCUUUUCAACCAAAUUCUUUGGAUAAAGUCCCGAGUCGUGCACAGAAGCUACCGACUUUCAGCUAUCCACCAUGAGAUGGGGCGCUCGCAUAGCACUAUGUGCUAGUUUAGCACUCAUCUUGCCCUUAUAUCUCUUAAAGAUCCACCUGGAGGACCUCUGCGAUCAGUAUCGCGCGGGCGCAUACCUGAUCAAUUGGCUGGAUUUGCGCCCGCCGAUGAACAGACUAAAUGGCUCCCGUCCUGUCACACCAGGGGAUAAAGUGAUUGUGAUGGCCAAGCUACAGGAAGAACACACUGAAUGGGUCGAGGAGGAGCUACCCGACUGGCAACGAGCCAUAUACAUCGUGAAUCCCUCCAAAAAGGUCGCAGCUGACGACACGACACUUACAACCCCGCUGAACAAGGGUCACGAGUCCAUGGCUUAUCUCACCUAUCUAAUUGAUCAUUACGACAACCUACCAUCUACAAUCGCUUUUCUUCAUUCUCAUCGAUCGGGUUUCCUGAUGGCCUGGCAUGUAGAUGCGCCCUUACACGAUAAUGUCAUUGCGAUGAAAUCCUUACGUCUCAAUUUCGUUCAAGAUAAUGGCUACGUCAACCUCCGCUGCAACUGGAACCCAGGGUGCAAGCAGGGCCAUCGCACCAACCAGCACGUGACAGAAGAAGUCUUUGCAGAGAUCUUCGAGGGCACAAGCACCCCGCCAUUAAACUCCACCGGAGGCCUCACGAUGCAAGAUGAAUACGAUGAGGCUAAAUACCAGAAGUUCCUGCAAAUGCCGAAACAGAUUGGCGCGGCGUGUUGUGCGCAAUUCGCCGUGUCACGGGAGCAGGUCCACCAACGACCACGAGAUGACUACAUCAAGAUCCGCCAGUGGAUCAUUGAUACAGACAAGAAUGAUGCCAGUAGCGGUCGUGUCAUGGAAUUCCUCUGGCACGUCAUAUUCGGCAAAGAAUCAAUAUAGUACGUUGCCUUUGCAUCGCUUCCCCCCCUGAAUGCAUCUUGACCACUAACAUUCCGCUACUCACAGCUGUCCCGACGAAGAAGUCUGCUACUGUCAAGUUUAUGGACAAUGUUGAUCAUUGUACGCAUACCGUUAACGUUUCUGCUUUUCACCAAAAAUACCCACGGCUUCUACUUGUAUAUAUUACGAUAGCUUCCUUCUUUCGGCGCUCUCUUGCUUGGUUCUCUCUUUCUAUCUUCUUUCGACAUAUUAUCCCAUUUGGAGAUUUAUUUUUUACCGUUCGUUUUUCAAAACCAGUUCUUGUGGA